Sungouiella intermedia is the source of this 1389-nucleotide messenger RNA. The record is from the annotation of a GenBank genome assembly. Lineage: Eukaryota; Fungi; Ascomycota; Pichiomycetes; Serinales; Metschnikowiaceae.
AUGGCAGAAUGCCCCAUCUGCUUGGAUCCUCUAGGUCUGCGAGACUUGGUGGGACGAAUCCAUGGUUGCCUCCAUCACUAUCAUAAGCAAUGCAUCACGCAGUGGUCUUCCCAUUCCAACUCAUGUCCUACAUGUCGAAAACUCUACUACGGAAUCGAUAUCGUGGCUAAUGAUAUCCAACACCAGGUGUUGGAAACCAUCAAUGUCAAAGACAAACUCAUCGAGAACGACGCCAUCAACCAAAUCCCUCCAGAAUUCAUCAUCCCGCCGCCAGCAUACGCAGAUACAUACACGAAUAUGCGUUCCGAAGAACCCGAGCUGAACUCGGGCGUGUGCACCAUAUGUUCCAGUGCUCAGUACUCUAGACUGGCCAGAUCACUACUACCAUGUAUUAAUUGUGGAGCCAAGUUCCACCGACUGUGCUUGGGACAUCGGGACGAAACGUUCUGGUUCUGUCCCGUAUGCGACUGUCGCCAGGAAAUUGCCCCUCUUCGCCAGGAAAGGCGGGCCAGACGUACUUUGGCAGAACCUUCAAGAGGUCUCGUGAUCUUCAAUGAUAAUAACGAGAUCGAGGAGUUUGACGACGCUGAAGAGGUGAUUAGGUCGACGUCAGUUUUGAACGGUGGCAUUCUUCUUCGACGGGAGGCUCGUGCCAUCCAGAAUCUUUCUCCGGAAGAAGCUAGAUCAUGGGAGUUGUUUGAGCUGGCUCGCAAUGGUCUGGCGACAUUUGAGCCUGCUGUAGCGACACCUACUAGUGAGGCCAGAAAGAGAAGAAGAAGACGUGCUCCUGAAAGUAGCUCUCAGGACACACAGAAAGAGGAAAACCAUGUGAAGAACGACGAGAGUACCCUCGAUGUAAAAAGAGAAGCAUUCCCUACCCCUAACAGAAACAUGGAGGGAAACGAACAGCGUCCUUCGAGAAUCGCUUCCCUAAUGAGUCAAAUCAACCGCCGCAACAGAGCACAUACAGCGGUCUCCCAUGAGCACUCUCCUCUCAGCUCCGAAUGCCUGAAUCUAGCAGACAGCGAUUCGGGAAGUGAGUUGGAUGCCAAACGGCCGUGCAAUUAUGUCACUGAACUCACGUUGGACCAAAAGCGAAGGGUACAGAAGUAUGUCCGUAACCAUCUACGGCCAUUAUACAACCCUCACCCUUCUGAUCUAGGCACUAAUGAAUCUCCAGGAAGUGGCCACAUUCGCUCCGAAGAGGAAUACAUUGACGUCAACAAACGCAUCUCUCGUCAAGUUUAUGCGUCAAUCUUGUCGCUGUGUGCGAGAAAUGGGCCGCUGGCGUUGGAUGGCUACUUCUCUGAUGAUGAAUCGAGGCUAAAGGCUUUGGUUGACGGUCAUGUUGAGGGCUGGAACCUCGCAAAGACCAACACUACUACAUAG